CUGAACUUCGUUGUUGUCAUCGGUAAACUCGUUGCGUGUUGUUAUAACCCUGUUUCGCUCCAUAAUGGAUCCACUACGUUUAAUCGAAAGCAGUUUGGUCGAGGAAUUGAAGAAGCAUUUGCCAAAGAACAUAAAGGACACUCGGAACAUCUUAGAAAUACGUGACAACGUGUUAUAUGUAUGGGACGCUGAAGAUUACUCUGUGCUGACGUUAAACGUUGCUGCCACGCAUGGUAAAAUUGGAGGAGGCGUUUCUUAUCAGAAACUUCGACUCACCGAUCAGCCCAAGUUCGAAAUCAAAAAUCUGUUGAUCAACGAGACUGGAACGCAGCUAGUGCUAUGGGGUAACCUAGAAAUAGUGCUCGUGGAGCUUCCUAAGCGAUGGGGCAAGGAAGGCAUGUUCCAAGGUGGCAAGGAAGAAAUAUUCUGCGUGGUUUACAAAUUCGACAAUUUCAACACAAUGGUCGAGAUUCGAAAGGCGAGAUGGCAUCCUGGGUCCACGAACGACUCCCACUUGCUGGUCUUGACGUCGGAAAAUACAUUUCGUUUAUAUGAGUGCGAACUCGGUAGCGCACCGAGGCUCAUAAAACGCUGGAAGGUUGGUCGUACGCCAUCGAGCUCACCGUCGAAGCUACCGGACUUUUCCUCUCUCGGUGACACCGCGGUGGACUUCGACUUUGCCACGCCUACCCUUCGCAAACCGGAAAUGUUCGCUGGCAAAGACAUUAACAAGAACAACGUGGUCGAUUGGAAUCAGAUCGAGUGGCCCAUUCUGGUCCUUCGUGGAAACGGGGAGGUGCUCAUUGUUCGUGGCAACGUGUUGCUCGAUAAUCACGAAAAGCCGUUGGUAUCAGGAUCGCUCUCUAUGUAUCCUCCAGCUGACGAUAAUUACGGGAUAGACUCGUGUUCCAUAAUGUGCGUGCAAACUACCCCACCGAUAGUGGUCAUCGCUAUGUGUACUGGAAAGAUUUAUCACGCGAUAUUGUUGAAAGAGGAAUCAAACGAUGUCGACGACGACGACAGAAGGACAUGGUCUCAGUACGGUUCCAAUCAUAGUCUUCAUACGCCAGACGAGGCCCUUUAUGUCUACGAGUGCGUUGAAAUAGAACUGGGACUCUUUUUCACAGACACUGAUAAAAAGUACAAUUGCCCCAUACACCUCCGUUGUGAUAAGGACAAUAAAUCCAGGUAUUUUUGCUCCCACAACGCUGGAAUCCAUAUGGUCAGUCUACCAAUGGUCUCUCAAUUGGAGGAAUACAUUAGCACUUCGGAGGAGAAUGACGAAGACCGUCUACCAAUGCUGUCGUAUCAGUCCAGUUCGCAGUACUUGAUUUGUAGGAGAACCAAACACACACCAACGGACGAAGUCUCAUCGAUUCUCGGCUUUGGACUUCUUCAGGAGCCCUGCGUCUUGGUGGCUUUGCUACACACAGGGGACGUCGUUGCUCGUUCCGUCAUCGAUCUUCAUUAUUUUCCAAAGAUCGAAUCUCCCGAGCCCAUGAUUAACUCAGAAAGACAAGUGAGCAAAGAAGACUUCGAUGUCUACAUAAAGAAAUUGUUGAAACGCGAGACGUCGCAGCCGAUUAUAAAAAUUGGAUCGAAGUCGAUGUCACCGCGAGAACGUUUAAAGCUUCUGUAUCACGCGACGGACAUCUUUCGCAAGGAACACUUUGUCAGACACGACAACGUGAGAGAGGAAAUUGGUAAUAAAGUGCGGGCGUUGAAAGUAACGAAAUCGCAUCAGCUGAACGAACUAAGCAAUUUAAUGGAAGCGAAGAAAGAAUUGCAGCAGACUGCCGAACGUUUGGCUGAACGCUACGAAGAAAUUAAGGAUGAGCAGGAGAAAUUAGCGCGCAGAGCAAAAGAAGUAUUACGAUUGGUAAAUUAUAAGGAACCUUCUAUCACUCCGACCGAAAGAGCAGAAGCAGAGGAAUUAAAGAAAAUGGAGAUGAAAAUAAAGGAGAUGAAGAUUAGGUUGGAAGAGCUCAAAACGAAAUCGGAACAACAGGCUGUGCAUAUAGAGAACAGUGAAUGCAACGAAAGGAGGAAGCAAAUCGUUUUUAAAGGCGAUCAAGAAAAAACCAUUCAAAAUACUCUUGGCCACAUGGCGAAGGAUAUAAAAGUCUUGAUCGCAGACGUAAAGAAGCUCGAAGAGGAAGUGAGUAUGUAGGUCACGUAGUUAAUAUUAAUAGAUUAACGUGUAAACACUUGCAAAUUUUUUUAUUAUUUCACCUCAGAACAUAGGAUUUGCAUACAAAGGAAAUGAUUUUUUUGCAAAAUAAUUUAUUAUUCUAGCUAUACAAACAUACUAUAUUCGGCCACAUUACUCGCUUAACGAACACUUUAUACAACAGCUUUUCGUCUCGAGCGUUUCAUCAUUGUCAACAAAACAUUAUAUUAAUGAAAAAUCACAGAAUCGAUUAUUACAUUGUAAAUACUUAAAAAGAUUAUUCAGUGACUC
Messenger RNA from Hylaeus volcanicus, 2461 nucleotides. It is a transcript of the gene mbo, whose product is annotated as nuclear pore complex protein Nup88. The record is from RefSeq and is a predicted model, not a curated record. The transcript is spliced from 13 exons. Bases 65 to 2170 code for a protein of 701 amino acids. Gene Ontology annotation, biological process: mRNA export from nucleus; ribosomal small subunit export from nucleus; protein import into nucleus. Lineage: Eukaryota; Metazoa; Arthropoda; Insecta; Hymenoptera; Colletidae. Gene Ontology annotation, molecular function: structural constituent of nuclear pore. Gene Ontology annotation, cellular component: nuclear pore.